Tripterygium wilfordii is the source of this 1938-nucleotide messenger RNA. RefSeq names its product zinc finger CCCH domain-containing protein 12-like. Gene Ontology annotation, molecular function: mRNA binding; metal ion binding. NCBI's taxonomy places the organism in Eukaryota, Viridiplantae, Streptophyta, Magnoliopsida, Celastrales, Celastraceae. The record is from RefSeq and is a predicted model, not a curated record. Bases 489 to 1556 code for a protein of 355 amino acids. The transcript has 2 exons.
ACAUAGAAGAAAUAGAUUGCAGAGUGAAAAGCCCAUCUCCCACAUGAAUGCCUCUGUAAAAGUCUCUGCUGAUCUUCUCUUCCUUUCUCUGUUCAAAGCCAAAUCUAAGCUACAAUAAUUUUAAAUCCAACACGCCAUGUCCUCUCCAUUUGCUAUUAUAUUUUUCCUUUUUUAAAGUCAGCAUCUUUUCCAUGGCUUCCUGAUAUGAUAUGUCUCUUGUUCUAUGGAGUUAUUAUAGGUUAAAGACUCUGCUUGCCGUUGUUGUUGUUACCGUUGGUUGACAAGGUUCGAUUUUCAGGUGCUAAUUUGGCGUUAGAGGUGUAAUUUCAGAUACUCAUCUCUUCGAUUUUUGAAAUGCCACCAACCCCAUUUGAGAAUUCGAGGAAUUUUUGUUUUAUUUGAUCACUGAAGUUAGGGCUUUUGUGUCAUCAGUUAGUUUGUGAAGUUGUUUCGAUUCCCGUUUGGGUUACUGAGUUCUUCGUGCUAAGAUGGAGUAUAGUGGAAAUGUUGUACACGUCAUCCCUAAUGCCAGCGAGAAUUGGAUGCCGAAUUCUGGGGAUCCGUCUGUUUGGGCCACAGAAGAUGAGUACCGGGUGUGGAACUCGCGAGAAUCCUCCAUCGAUACAACCUCCAACUUCAACUAUGACCAGAGACUGUCCCAAUCGCGGUCAGGCGGUGAACCCGCUAAUAAGAAGUCAAGAAAUGCAGGCCAGGAAUCGAAAUCGAAGGCGAUAGGGAAGAUGUUCUUCAAGACCAAGCUCUGCUGUAAGUUCCGUGCUGGUACCUGCCCUUACGUCACCAACUGCAACUUUGCCCACAACAUGGAGGAACUCCGUCGGCCACCCCCAAACUGGCAGGAAAUUGUGGCCUCCCAUGAGGAGGAGAAAGGUGUGAUUCAAUCGGAGCCUAUGGAAGAAUAUCAAAUUCCUUCCUAUGGGGUUGAGACACAGAGGUCCUAUAAAGGUAGGCAUUGCAAGAAGUUUUACACGGAGGAAGGCUGUCCCUAUGGUGAUAACUGCACGUUUUUGCAUGAUGAGCAGUCAAAGAAUAGGGAGAGUGUGGCUAUAAGUUUGGGUCCAGGAGGGUAUGGUGGUGGCAGUGCCGGUGGUGUUGGUGGCAGCAGCAGUGGUGUAGUAGUAGUAGGAGGAGGAGGAGCAGGAGUGGCCUGUGCUGGGAAUUUGAAGCCCUCAAAUUGGAAGACAAGGAUAUGCAAUAAGUGGGAGAUUACUGGGUAUUGCCCGUUUGGGAGCAAGUGCCAUUUUGCACAUGGUGCUGCAGAAUUACAUCGGUAUGGUGGAGGUCUUGUUGAGGCAGAAGCUAAUUCUUCAGCUGGCCCAGCUGAUUCAAAGCAAGCUGGCGUGCCUUCAAACACUCCCACAGAUAGCAUGGUUGGAUUGGUCCCUUCAGUUCCUCAUUCAGAUGUUUAUCUUAUUGGAGUUCCAUCACAAAGGUCAUGUAUUAUAAUCCAGAAGCCUGGGCAGAGAACUCAUCAGAAAUGGAAGGGUCCGGACAGGAUCAGUAGGAUAUAUGGUGACUGGAUUGAUGAUAUCGAAUAAGAUUUUCGAACUGUUUUCUGCAAAUUCUCGACGAAAUCUAAUGAGAACUUAGACAGCCUACAUGAAGGAAGACUGAAGGGAUAACAGAAGAAUGUAAUUCUCAUAAUUCAUGAUGGAGCAUCAGAAGGAGAUUCUUGUUUGCCUGAAGUCCCUUCACACCUGCUUAUUGGGGCUCUUAGCCCCAUGUUGAUUGCGCGGCCUGUUAUCCUGUUUGCUUGAAUCUUGUGUUGCUUUGUAGUCUUUGAUCCCUGUUUUUAAACUAUAAUCACUAGAUGAACUCACCGUUGGAGACUAAUGCUAUCUCUGUAUUUGUACCAUUUGCGCGAAUUUACAGUCUCUCUCUCUGUUUGUUUGUUCAUCAGAAGUUCAGCUUUUUAAAUUA